Amaranthus tricolor (Joseph's coat) is the source of this 1415-nucleotide messenger RNA. Its product is annotated as DET1- and DDB1-associated protein 1. NCBI's taxonomy places the organism in Eukaryota, Viridiplantae, Streptophyta, Magnoliopsida, Caryophyllales, Amaranthaceae. Gene Ontology annotation, biological process: positive regulation of proteasomal ubiquitin-dependent protein catabolic process. Gene Ontology annotation, cellular component: Cul4-RING E3 ubiquitin ligase complex. The record is from RefSeq and is a predicted model, not a curated record. The transcript is spliced from 5 exons. Bases 163 to 402 code for a protein of 79 amino acids.
UUGUAGAUAAUUCACCAAGUUGCAAUAUUAAUGCACAUUUUUUACAUUUGAUCAAAAACAUUUGCUUACACAUUUUUUCAUCCUCUCCUAAUCAAAAUCAUCAUUUACAUAGCAAUUUUCUGAGAAUUGCUGUGUUUUUGAGUUCAUUAUAUCUCCUUAUUGAUGGAGUCCAUUUUUGGUGACUGGCCUUCAUACGACCCUCACAACUUCAGCCAACUACGUCCAUCUGAUCCUUCAAAUCCUUCUAGAUUGACACCUACAACGUACCAUCCUACGCAUAAUCGUACUCUUCCACCACCAGAUCAAGUGCAGAAAAACGGUUUCGUUUGCAGUCGCAAAACGGAUUUUACGUUCAACGCGGGUGAUUUCACGUUAUCUGUACGGAGAGCAAAAACAUUCUGAUCCGACACUUCUAUAAGCAUGCAGAGAAGGUACCGUUGAGACCCAAGAGAGCCGCUUCAGAACACCUUGCGCCCGAAAACGGAGCCAAGCAUCCAAGAGCUUCUUCCUCGGGAACUCCUCUUUGAAUGUUCUUAUCACCUGUUGAUGAACCCUGAUUUUGUGGAUAAACUCGUGUUCGUAUUAUUAGUAAAUAACGAUGUUCUAGACGCCUAGUUAUAUAUUAGAGGGAGUCUAUGGUUGUGGGUUAUAAAAACCGGGAUUUCCCUUGAUAUGUAGGACAUUGAGGAAUCAAACUCGGAAAUUUGGAGUAUGUUGGAUUGUUGGUAAGACUUGUAAACUUCACUGUUCGGAAACAGACAGAGAAGGCAACUAGUCAUCGUUUAUAGUCAAUGACUCAUCAGCAAUACCGGAGAGGUCCGGGAUUUCGGAAAAAACAAAGGCGAAACAACAAACAAGUCGUGGUCCAGCUGACGACUCGUUGCUUGGUAUGUCUUAGAGAACUAUUAUGUCUUCCAGUUUGUAGCUUUGCACUGCUUUGUAAAUAAUCAAAUUGUAAUAUUAUGUAUUGUUUUGUCCAAAAGGCUAGGCAAUGUUUAGUAAAGCAUCAUGAUCACAAAAAUAAUAAGAACCGUAUUGUUGGUUUCUUAACAUGUAUUAGUUUCUUAGUUACGUAUUAAUAAGCUUUUGAUUGGGUUGGUUCCUUGAUACAUAUUAGUUUCUCUGUUACAAAAAAUGAUUAUAACCAAACCUGCAAAUCUUUUCUAGUUCACUACUCGGUUCCUAUAAGAAAGCACCAUAUGACUCAAUUAUGUGAGAAGUUUUUGAGUCAUGUGGUGUUUUCUCAUAGGAAGAGAGUAUUUUUGAUUACGUAGUCAGAUCAGUUUUCCGACAUAGCAAUGGCUCCACUUUUCCAUCUACUCUAUUCUAUUUCAAAGAAUUAGUUUUAUUUUUCUUUUUAUUUAUAUUUAUGAUCUAUACAUACUGUUUCUUAAAUUUUCAUCUACACAUUUAAA